AAAGUAAAUGGAAAAUAUCAGUAGAUAUACAGUAAAUCUGAUAAUUGCGGUAGCGUUGGUUGCGAUCCAUGCUUGUCGACCAAUCAACAUGCAGUCGGGCUCAAGGCGUAGCGCGCGCAACGCGCUUGCGCAUGUGUUUAAUAUUGUUAAUUGAUGUGUUUUGACCGUUGGCGAUACAAAUCAAAAUAUUGUAUAAUUGAAUAAGUUAUUAAUUAUUCAGUCCACAUAAUUAUAUCGUACGCGUUUAAUACAUUAAAAUCCAUACACAUUAUAUACUAUAUACUUUUUUUUACUUAAAAAAAAAUAAUUUCAUAAAACUCUUUAAGGGGUCGAUACUAGAUGUUUCGAGUAGGCUACAGAUAAAAAACAUUGUGUUUAGUAUUGCCAGAUGUGAUUGUUUAUAAAUGUUGUGAGUGGUGACGAUCUUAUGGGGCAAUGUGUGUCCCGGGAUUAUCCGGGCCCUUAUGGAUUUACGCGUCAUUAUGACGCAGAGAGUCUCGCAAGCAUUUACAAUGGUUCCACAAAGAAGGGUCACUCCGAGUCGAAAGGGGCUAAGAAGCGAGACAAGAGUGUGAGCAAUGGCAACAAACAAACAAGAGGUGUCGCCACUUCCUUUGGUUUUAGGCGACGCCCGGCUAGCACAUCAAGAGCCGAAGAUAACGCUAGAAAGAAGAAGUCACAUGAUAGAAAUGGGAAUGGAGGUUCUACAGAAGAGCUGCGAGCCGAAGAAGUCCUGUCCGGUCGUUCGACGCCCCUCGCUCGGCCGCGGAAGGAGACAUCGGGGCAACCACUCAGAACUAAUCGGUUCGGUUUCAGGCAACAGCACAACAAGACAGCUAAGGUUUCCGACAUGAGUGUGGCCGCGGAGCAAGCCUUCGCACCACCUAAAGAUAAGGAAACCGCUAAUAAUAAUAAUACAUUAGAUAAGAAAAGUACAAAUAUAUCAUACAACAAUCCCCUCCUCUCCACUCAAGUUACUGGAAAUUGUGUGACUAACAUAGUUGGUGCAGCUGGCCUGCCUAAACCUGUUACAAAACAAACUGUCAUAUUGACUUACCAAGCACAACAGUAUCCACAAGAUGGCAGAAAACCACCGAAAAUGGAACCACCAAGUAUCCGCAGUGCACCCGCGGCGCGGCAGCCUGCUUUCGACGCUCAGAAACCUCCAGGAAAAUACACUUUCCAAACAAACCAACUACCACGGCCUCAGUUUCCCGCAGUGAAAACCAUAGACGCUAAAACUACUAAACAGGUGGUUAAUAAUAAUAGGAAAACGAAUUCGGAUGGAUGGCGAGAAGGCGCAGGUUCCGCAGUAUCCAGUGACUCCGGUGUGUGGACAGGGUGUGAGGAAGGGGAAUUGUCUCCCCGAUCACGCCGCAGACCGCGCAACUUGGAGAUGGUUAUGCGAGGCUCCCAUAACUUCCACCUCAGAGAGCUUCAAGUCGCCGAUCUGGAUAUUAUGGAUGAUGCAGUUGUCACUGGUCACACAGUAAUUCCCCUACCAAAACUUCCCAGUUCCUUCACAGAAUCUCCAGAAGUAGAACCUGUCCCUUUCAUCCCAUCCCCACCAUCCCCACAAGCCCCGAAACCCACUCCAGUUAAAGAGCCCCAGAGCUCUCCCAUGUCCACCCUAGAUAGAUAUAGAACAAGGACUAGGCCUUCCAGAAUCCAGAUGGACUCCAAGAAUGAAGAGAAGUUUGUCUUGGAUAGAACACAGCCUGAAAUGUUGAACAAGCAGACAUCAUUCACAAAGCCAUCAAGCGGUGUGGCCUCACCAACAGCAGAUUCAUCCAAAGAGUCAAGUCCAUCCUGCAAGAGUGAAGAGAGUCACUUCGGCAACAGCAGCGCAUGGCAGAGCCACGCUGCUGGUGAAGCUAUGGCUAAUAGAUCUCAAGACGACGUGUCCCUUGCUCUCAGCGUGUCGAGUUGUGAAGAUGAUAAGUCCAAAUUCGAGUUGAAGGAGCCGAAGCUCGAACCGGAGCCAGAGGUGCCAAAGAAGACAAUCGUCAUCAUGGAUGAGCCCCCUCACCCGUUGCUCAUGAAGUCACUUACGUUAAGCCAACACGAGGCACUGCGGACUUCUAUGAUGGGUUCAAUGACAAGUUCAAACUACAGUACAACAAGCACUUGCACAAACCAAAGCAACCACAACACGUUGACCCUCACCCUCGAAGAGGCCAAGUUCGACAUGUCCGCCUUAGAAGCCUCAACUCAAAGCCUUCUGGACGACGAGACGUCACCGGCCGAUUCCCUCAUCUCCUCCACCAGCACCAGUGACUCGAAUAACGAUCUGCACUGCACAGAGGCGCCAUCUAUAUCCAGUGCCUAUCAAACGGCGAAUACAAAGACGAAAUCGGAACAAAUUGUGGAAGACGAUCUUGAUGGUGAAGUUUUGACUGCUGUUAAGGAAUUGAGUGAACAUAGUUCGUCGGAUAGUAAGGACGAUACUCCCCCCUCCCCUGGAACUCCCACGCACGCGUCGGGGUCUCUAUCUCUGUCUGACGGCAGGGACUUCUUUGAUGAUGAAAUUGCUGACCAACCUGGUCUGCUUUUUAGAAAAAAUAAUUACGGCAGCCCAUCAGUUAAGAGAGCAGAUUCAGACGUUGGCAAACAGUUAAGAAGAUCGAGAGAUCACAUAACAUCAAGUCCUCUCACACGAAGAAGUCAAAAGGUAAAUGGAAUCCGUAACCCCAACGAGCGCACAGCAUCCCUGGACACGUUAUCCAGCCUCGCAUCCGAUGAUCUGAUGAUGGACAAUGAUCUUGCGCAAUCCAUCACGAGUCUUCAAAGUGUGGAUGAUUAUAUUGAGAGGUUGGACAGUUCUCUUCGUAGCGGUCUCAACUCCUUAGACGAAAAACAGCUGAGGCAGGAGUUGUCAUCUUCCAAGAACGCAAUACGUCAGUGGAGCCAACUGCUGGAGAAAAAUAACUUCCUGGACCGACAGUUGGCAGCCAUGGCCCAGGGGAAGUCCACGGAAUCGCUCGUUGGCAGCACAAGCAGUCUCACUAAUAUUGGGGCCAGUCUACCAGUCAGAAGCGCGCGUCUUCUCCAACGCUCACGAACGCAAACACCAUCAGAUGGCGCCAGCGAUGGCAGCACUUCACCAGCACCAGCGCCAUCAACGCUUCUUCAAGACGUCGUCGACAUCAAGACACUGCUUCUGCAGCUCAAACGGGUCUUACAGGAGCCGGGGGAGGAGCAUCAUACGAUGAGUAGCGAAACUCUCGACCCGUUGCUGGCGGCGUGCGCGGAGAGCCCCGCGCGCGCCAACGGGCGCCGCCCCCCCGCCUCGCCGCUACACCCCGACGCCUGCGCAGAGAUGCGGCGACAGAUCGUCUAUCUGCAGAGUCAGUUAGAGGAGCGUGACCGCCUGGUUCGCGUGUUGCAGCAGCAGAUGCUGCGGAUGGCUGAGAGCCAUGACGCACGGCCAGACGACACGUGCAAUGUUGCUACGCAGACUGACAGGUUGCGGCCCCCAAUGAGUACGACGCUAACCAGUUCUGAAAAUUCCGGAUUAGUGAGUUGGAAUGAACAAGGGAACGGGAGAAAGCUGCCGUCUUAUAGUGAAGCACAAAAGACAAAGAGACCUGUUACCAACGGGGUAGUGAAAUGUCAGUGCGGUGCGAGAAAAGUGAACGGACUUGACGACACACAGACAGACAGACUUGACACGGUACACUUAAAACCUAACAGCCGCGUCGGUACCAAAUACCUCCAAGCCGUGACCAACACGGAGAACAGACGGUACAUCAAAAGGGACUCAUCUCUCAACGAAAAGUCCGACCGUAAAAACCUAUACACGAACAGAUCUAGGUCCAUAGAAAAUUUCCAAAAUCAAAACUUUUCCACAGUUGAACUAAAACCGACGGUGAUCGAAGAGACGGGUAUCAAACAUCACACGUCAUAUAGCGAUCUCUAUAACGGCAGAAUUAGUAGUAGGGAAAGCGUUAACAGACACAGUCCAAGUCUCAACGGUCAAUCCACAGACACGGACUACAGCUCCGAUGGUGGAUACAAGUCUCUUCCUUCAUCCAUUAACUACGGUUCCCCUAAAAAAGUUAGCGGCAUACCCAGGAGAUCGCUCGAACAAAAGUUUAUAUCGACAAAGCAGGUUAGAGCCAGCGCCGUUUGAUUCGCUUCCUGUCAAUUUUUUGCAGCUUUUUGUUUGACUGUUGAAAUGGCAGUUGUCACUGUCAGUUUUGGUACAUUGAAAUUAAAGAUACGGUAUUUUGACAAUAAAUGUGUUUCUGUCAAUUUUAAAUUUGAAACUAUGAAUUUUGUUUUGGUUAACUUUCUGGAAAAGUUUGAGCAGUGGCAACUCAGGGAAUGCAUAUCAAGGGUCGCUGUCACAAUUAAGUGCUCAUGCGCAUUUACAAUUCCUCGCGACGCUAAUAUUAGUUACUUGGAUGCCAAAUACUUUAAUCUGCUUAUGCAAUUAUCGGGGUUAUUUUAAAAAUUUGUUUCUACAAAACCGUAGACCAGAAAUAUUAGUAUUAUUACAAAGUUUGGUAAGUUGCGAAAAUGAUUACUGUAAUCUGUGACGGUACCUGACACGUCCUCUGAUCAAUAGCUUUAAUGACAUUUGACGUUAAAUUUAGUUACGUUGAUGAUGUUUAAAACUAAUCAAGACUAAAUUAAUGCAACUAAAUUAAUGAAUCAAUAGUUUAUGUAAAAAAAUAUUUCAAUUAAAAUAACACAAGAUCCGGAUUUUUAAAAUAACCCAAAUGACAUGAAAUGCGUUGUUUCAAGCAAUUUUAUCAUUGACACCUGUAUAUUAUAGGAUAGUACUGGAAACUAUUUUUCGUAGUUAUUAAUUUAUGCGAUAGAUAUCAUCUUAGAUUUUCUAUGAUAGACAAAGUAGAUAAUAAAGCUAUGUGAUAAGAG
This is a messenger RNA of Pieris rapae (cabbage white), 4884 nucleotides long. RefSeq lists its product as uncharacterized. The record is from RefSeq and is a predicted model, not a curated record. The transcript has 23 exons. Lineage: Eukaryota; Metazoa; Arthropoda; Insecta; Lepidoptera; Pieridae. The coding region runs from base 428 to 4132 and encodes 1234 amino acids.